AUGGCAGUUCACCAACCGUCGAGCUUUCAAGCCAAACGUGCAGGCAUCUCCCUGCUGCUUCAACCUAUCAACACCAAUCAGCCAGCCAUGACAGCACAAGCAUUAGCACUGGAGAAGCUCAGCCGUUCAGUGGACAUGAGCAUCUUCCAAGAGUUGCUUGAUCUGGAUACACCAUCUGAACAGUUUAGCAAGGAUGUUGUUACCGAAUAUCUAGUCAUGGCUCCAGAGUCAUUGAGCACCAUGAGGGAAAGCUUGGCGUGUGCUCGCAUCGAGACUAUCCUGGCACACGGCGUCGACCUGCACUACACUGGCAUCGGCCUUGGUCAGAUCUGUGAAAUUCUCAGAUAUGUCGUCAAGGACGCCCAUUCACACUUCGAGUUGGCCAAGAUGGCUUUCUCAUCCUUCUACAACCUGCCAUUGCAUUCGCCUCAAGAAGACGCUUCCGACAUCUCGAGUGCAAGCAUCAGUCUAUGA
Aureobasidium musti is the source of this 474-nucleotide messenger RNA. The record is from the annotation of a GenBank genome assembly. NCBI's taxonomy places the organism in Eukaryota, Fungi, Ascomycota, Dothideomycetes, Dothideales, Saccotheciaceae.